CAGCCGGGGCUUUCUGCAGGGCGCGAGGGCGGGGAAGAGAAACGAACCGUUUCCGGGACACAGACGGAGAGGAGCAAGCGCUUCCGGAGCACGGCCGAUGAGGGUCAUUAAAGGUAGAAUGAAGCCCAUCAACUUGUCGUUUGCAGCCUGUGGGUUUCUGGGCAUUUACCACUUGGGGGCAGCAUCUGCAUUUUGCAGACAUGGCAAGAGGCUGCUGAAGGGUGUCAAGGCCUUUGCCGGGGCUUCUGCAGGAUCCUUGGUUGCUUCUGUCUUGCUAACAGCGCCAGAAAAAAUAGAGGAAUGUAACCGGUUCACCUAUCAGUUUGCUGAAGAAACGAGAAAGCAGUCUUUCGGGGCGAUGACCCCCGGGUAUGACUUCAUGGCCCGGCUGAGGAGCGGCGUGGAGUCCAUCCUUCCUCCCAACGCCCACGAGCUGGCCCACGAUCGACUGUACGUGUCCAUCACCAACACCAGAACCAGGCAGAAUUACCUGGUCUCCCACUUUCCCUCCAGGGAAGACCUCAUUAAGGUUCUUUUGGCCAGCAGCUUUGUGCCCAUCUACGCGGGACUGAGACCAGUGGAAUACAAAGGGCAGAAGUGGGUGGACGGAGGCCUCACCAACAGUCUCCCCGUCCUGCCCGCAGGCCGCACAGUGACCAUCUCCCCUUUCUGUGGACGGCUGGACAUCUCCCCCCAAGACAAAGGGCAGCUCAGUGUGUACAUCAAGGUCACCAACCAGGACGUAAUGUUGUCCCUGCCCAACCUCAUGAGGCUCAACCAGGCCCUCUUCCCUCCAAGCAGAAGGAAAAUGGAAUCCCUGUAUCGGCGUGGAUUUGAUGACACCGUGCAGUUCCUGCACAAAGAAGACUGGUUUGAAUAAAACGCCGGAAAGCUUAGAAGGCACAGCAAGUUGAGGAUCCUUUUGGAGGGCGCCUUCUCAUUAAACCCUUGUUUAAAAAAAAAAAACAAAAAAUUCUGCCAGGACUCUGUCAAUUUAAUUAUGGCCCGUUGCAAUGGAUCUAUCUUUAAUACUUGAAUCAGUGCUUGGUGCAGGGAAGAGGGCAUUUGAUCAGAGUUGGCAGCAUCAGGGGAUGAGGAAUGGUUUUUGCAUCUCCUCCUGCAUCAGGCCACAGGGCAGCGGGGGGAAGAGGAAUCUGAGACAUAGGCUGCAUGCUUUCAGAUCUGGGAGGAACUUAAAUAGACAAAAUGCUGCAGAACACCAAGAGCCAAGUAAACCCAAGUCGACGAGCAAGAAUUAAAAUCCAGAGGAACCAUGCAGAGCCCCGUUUGUAAAUCACACUGUGCGGAUGCCGCGUCCCACUUUGUGAAGCGGCAUCCAAUCACCGAGGGCUGAUUCGCUGACACCGUCUUCAAUCUGUUUUGAUGGGGUUUCGCCAAGCAUGAACUCUUCAUUACCAAGAGGCACUUAGAAACAAACCAAUUUAAUGGCGUGGAUUUAAUUGUCCUGCAUUGCUCUUUUCACCCCCAUGAAACCAUUCUUUAAAUCAGUUUUAUGGUUCUCAAAAGCCCCAAAUACACAAUUUUUUACACACAGACACCAAUUAUGGCCUCUUUUCUUAGGAGUUCUGCAGAGACCCCGUCUACAGUAAUGAUGGUCCUUGGGGUGUGUAUUUCAUCUACGUGAGCAAACGUGGUUGAAUCUCCACAUGUGGCUUUAUUAAGUGACAGGAAGACUGGAUUAUCAGUUCACGUUUGUGCCAGUUUAUUUACUAGCUAAAUUUCCAGCUUUGCCUAAGAUUUUGCACCUUACUCUCUCUCCUUUUGCAAAUAUUCUAUUUGUAUGAUCUUUCCAUAACUACUUUUGGUGUGUGCGGGGAUACCAGGGAUUGAACUCAGGGGCACUCAACUGCUGAGCCCCGUCCCCAGCCCUAUUUUUGCAUUUUAUUUAGAGACAGGGUCUCCCUGAGUUGCUUAGGGCCUCCCUUUGGCGGAGGCUGGUUUGGAACUCUCCACCCUCCUGCCUCAGCCUCCCAAGCCGCUGGGAUGACAGGUGUGUGCACCACCGCAUCCAGCCAUAACUUCUUUCUUGAAGAAAAGUGACUUGCUCUCUUGGAUUUUUUUUUUGAAGAAUGCAUUGUAACCCACUACAUAUAUCCUUGACCAUGUGGGUGGAUGAUCCUUUCCUUAAAAAAAAAGUAUAUUGUGAGAUAUAGACAUAUAAAUGUGCAGCGACUUUCCCGUGCAACAUACAGCAAGAUCUGUACCCCCCAGGCGUUCCUCAGAGGAGGCGUACCAAGUCCUCAGGGAGGCCAGCCACAGAGCGUGCGCUGUCAAUCUCUGGAGUGUGUCCCCGGGUGUCUAGAUAACGGAAUUCCACAUAGGAUCAGCCCCACCAUUGGGGUCAAAAUUUUGCAGCAUGCUUGAACCCAUGGAUACAAAUUCGGAAGAGAUUUUGUGACCCAGAUACUGACAUGUUUGCAGGGUAAUUACUGGGGCAGACUGCUUGGGGAGUCUACAGAGGCAAUUCCCUAAUGUCUGUGGACCCGUCAUUUAAAAUCCAACUCGUCUUCCUUUUCUGCUUUCCAGUCACGGUCUUCGUAACUAUGGGAACCCAGCGCUUCCAUUGACAGCGAGAGAAAAUGAAGUUCAAGGAUGCUCUUGAGGAGCAAGCCAGUGCACUACACAAAGAAAGCAAGGAGUCUGCCCGUUCUGGUUGCCCAAGAUCAGGUGCCAAGGUCAGAUCAGCCAUGCAAGGUCCCAGGAAUCUUGCAAAGAAACUCGCAGCAAUGAACACAUAGAUUCCAUUUACCCUGCUUCUUUCUUUAUCGUAAUGAUUUAAAAAAAAAAAUGAAUACCAUCAUAGGAAAAGUCCCUCUUUAUAUUUAUAAGUACUGAUCAUACAGAGUUCUUCGGACUCCGUCACUCUUUACAGCCGGGGAACCAGUCAUUACCAGAAGUUCACUGCGUUGAGGAUUUUCUUGCUUAAGCUCUAUCUAGAUGACAGCAAAACCAGCCUAAAAGUGGAAGUAAUUAUCUGCAUAACUCGAGGUAGGAGGAGACGCAAGUCCUAUAGUUCAGGAAAUGUGGAGAGUCGUUCCAACGGUGAUCAUGAUUUGCAGACUGACAGUUUUCUUGGGAUGAACUGACCACGUAACUGGUCAGCUCUGCGCUCGAAUUUGUCUCAGCUCAAACCUCAUUCAAGUUCGGCCACCUGUCCCGAUUGUGACUUUUGUCACAAAAGUGUGCUGGUCGGUAUGACAUGUGUCUCUUGUGUCUUCAGCCUGGACCAUGAUGUCACCCUUAUGGUCUUCAUGGCACCAGGAAGUUUGGAGAUUAAAAACCUGGUCUUGUGUUCAUCUCUUGGGGCCGCCAUAUCAAGUACUGAGAACCGGAUGGCUUUGAAGUAGCAUCCAUCCAGCCCGUCUGUCUGUUUUCACAAGAUCAUCUUUCCUGGGUGUAUUUCUAGAUUGAUAGAUAAAUAAAUGUCGUGUCUUGUUCUUAGAAGGACACCAGUCAUUCCACAAGGGACUGACCCUAAAUCUAGACUGAUCUCCUCUUGAGAUCCUUAACUCAUUCCAAUCUGCCUGUUUCCAAAUAACACCCCAUUCUGAGACGUCCAGUUGGGGCAGAGGGGCACUCUUUAAACCAUCACGGUGAUUUUAUAGUGUUUCCCCCAGUUUGAGUGUUUCUGAUGUUUUCUCAGGAUUCGAUUCAGGCUAAAUAUCUUUGGCAGAGGAUUACCCACGCCUAGUGAUGCCUGCCAUGCUUCUUUCCUUUGUAGUUAGUAAAUAUCUUGUGGAGAGAGAUUUUCAGAUUUUCAGAUUUUCUCCUCAUCAAGCUCUCAAAAUUAUUCCUAUCCCAAGGUGUUUAGUUACGUGGCCUCCUGGUUUCCACUGGGUAUAGCCUCUUAUAAUCUAUCCCCACUUAUAUUGACGUUCACAUUGUCCUGAGUGUGCUCAUCGGGAACCUGUUUAGCUGACUCUUGUUGACAGCUCUCGCGGUACUUUGAGCCCUUUCUCACUUUCAGCAACAAGAUAUCUCAGGCUCAUCUUGUUCUUUCUCUGCCUCAGCCUUGAAGUCAUCCCCUUCUCCAAGGGGUGUUGGUUCUGUCUAGUGGAAAUGGUAUUUAUAUUUAUGGUAACUAUAUACCCAAUUUAGUAGACAAAUAACCAUGUUAGUGGUGUGUUGCUGCUACCAGGCUAUCUCAGUGAAACUAGGAAAUUUAUAUGCAUACAGGUGUGGAAGCAUGUAUAUCUACCUACCUAUCUACCUGUCAUCUGUGAUCUGUCUUUUAUCUACCUCUUGCUACUUAGCUUUAUCUAUGCAUCCUUCCAUUCAUUCAUCCAUCCAUCCUUCCAACUAUCCAUCCAUCGAUCCAUCCAUCCAUCAAUCCAUGUACCCAUCAGUCCAUCUAUCCUUCCAUUCAUCCAUUCAUUCAUCCAUCCAUCUUUCCAUUAAUCCAUUUAUCUAUAAAUCCAUCCAUCCUUCCAACCAACCAUUCAUCCAUCCACCAAUCCAUUUACCUGUCAGUCCAUCCAUCCUUCCAACAACCAUCCAUCCAUCCAUCCAUCCAUCUUUCCAUCAAUCUAUCAAUCCAUCCAUCCUUUCAACCAACCAUCCAUUCAUCCAUCCAUCAAUCCAUUUACCUGUCAGUCCACCCAUCCUUGCAACCAACCAUCCAUUCAUCCAUCCAUCAAUCCAUUUACCCAUCAGUCCACCCAUCCUUGCAACCAACCAUCCAUCCAUCCAUCCAUCCAUCCAUCCACCAUCUUUCCAUUAAUCCAUUUAUCUAUCAAUCCAUCCAUCUUUCCAUUAAUCCAUUUAUCUAUCAAUCCAUCCAUCUUUCCAUCAAUUCAUUUACCUGUCAGUCCAUCUAUCCUUGCAACCAACCAACCAAUCAUCCAUCCAUCCAUCAAUCCAUUUACCCGUCAGUCCAUCCAUCCUUCCAACCAACCAUCCAGCCAGCCAGCCAGCCAUCUUUCUUUCCAUCAAUCCAUUUAUCUAUCGAUCCAUCCAUCCUUCCAUCUAUGUAUCCAUCCACCCAUCUUCUAUGAAAACGCAUCCAUUCAGCAGAUACACCCAAUUUCACAGCUCAUUCUAGUUUUGUCUUAUUCUGUUCUUACGGCUCUCCUCUGGCACAGAGAACUCUGUCUCUGGUUAUGAUUAUUCUUCAGUCAGUGCUCCUCGUGGCCCUGAUGCCAUCUCUACUCCCCCGCCGUCCCCUGUGGGGAUACAUGCUCUCUCAGCUGCACUUGGACGGCCCAGGCUAAUUGCUGUGCAGAGUGGGAAUUCUUUGAACGUUUCCUUGUCUUUUCUGUGUCCUCUUAAUAAAAUAGCCUUUACAUCUUGGGCUGCCAUUUCUCUACACUCGUAAACACUUCUCCAUAUUUUGUCCACCCUGCAUCACGUCUUUAUCACACUUCUUCUCAGGUUCCUUCAUCCAUGGGCUUCUUGUGAACCAACUUCCUUUUCCUAAAAUCCAUUGUAUGUUGUCCCUGGUGCGUGGAACACUGCUGCUAGUUGUGUGCUGCUCACGGUGCUCAAUUCUAUCUCCAGUUGUAAGAAACAGAGUCUCCGGGGUAGUCCUUAUAGGCCAUCACACUGACUGUGAUUGUGAGAGCUCUGUUUGCUUGUUUAAGACAAUUAAUUAAUCCUUCCCUACACCCUGACUGUCAGCAUGGCACAGAUGCAGCAAUCCCAUCAAUCCUGUCUUGUUUCUGUUUUAAAAGAAGGUCUUGGGUUUCUUUUGUAAAAUAAAGGAAGGAAAGUUAAAUAAGUUUCAUCAAGUUCACAGGCCUUUCCUUUUCCCAGUUUAUUUAUGAAUAUCAUUUCUCCAGGACUUUUUAUUUUUUUAAUCUGUUCUUUUUAGAUAUUUUUAGUGGAGUGUAUUUAGAUAGGAGGUGUCCCCAGAAGACUCAUGUGAGACAAUACAAGAAUGUUCAGAGGUGAAAUGAUUGAGUUUUGAGAGUCUUAACCUAAUAGUGGAUUAAUUCACUGAUAUGGAUUAAGUGGGUGAUAAAUGUAGGCAGGUGGGGUGUGCUCCCUGGGCUGUGCCUUUGGGGUCUCUAUCCAGUCCCUGGCCAGCAGAGCUCUCUCUGCCCCCUGGUGCCCUGUCCUGAGCUGCUCUCCUCCUCCAGGCCCUGCCGCCAUCUUGUUCUGCCUCCCCUUGGGCCAGAGCCAUGGAGUCGGCCAGCCACAGACUGUAACUCUGAAACUGCAAGUCAAAAUAAGCUGUUCCCCCUCUAAGUUCUUCUUGUCUUGUUGGGUCUUUUGGUCACAGCAACGAAAAACUGACUAACACAUGCAUUGUUUAUAUGUAGUAGGAUUUAAUCUCCCCAUUCAGGAGCAUUUUAGGUCUGAUUCCACACAAGAAGGUUAAUGUGUAGUUUUUGUAUGUCUCUCACAAUUUCUAGGUAUUAGACUUCUUUGUUGCUAUUAUGAAUGAAUUUUGUCAGUUUUUAAAUUUUUCCUGAUAUAAACAUAUCUUGAUAUAAACUUUGUAUGUACCUAGAGACAUUUUAAUGAUUUUUUUCAUAAUAAUUUUUCAGUUCCCUACAUUGGAGUUUUAGACAAUUAUGACAAUUAUGUGUGUAUCAUAUACAGAUUAAAUGUAUAUAAAUACACUUAUAUAUAACUGAAUAUAUAUAUAACACAUAAACUAUAUAUAUAAAUUUCCACGUAAUAUAGAUACAUAGACUAUAUGUACCAUUUUCAUGUAAUUUAUUCAUGUAUCUAUCAAUAAUUAUCUCCUUGGUUCUGAUGUCUGUUGGUCUGUUGACCUUUUGAUAUUUGGAUUUGAAUUUUCAACAGUAAAAUUCUAAAUUUGGGUCCCUAUGUGAAUUGCCUAAAGGAAGGGGAAAAAAAAUUCUCACCAGAUACAGUGAUUUGACAAAUUUCCAUAUGCGUGCUACAUUAAUAAAACAGCUACACUCAAUUAAGAAGUAAAAGAAGUGUCAAUAAAUUAUCAUUCAAAAAUUAUCCACAGUCAAAUGGCAAACCUUAUUCCUCAUAAUAAAGCAUGGAAGAAAUUUUCAUUAUAUCAAGAAUAAAGCAAGUGUGUUUGACAUCUCUACUACGAUGCUAAUUGUUCUGAAAGUGCUAGAAAAGACCGCGAUGGAAUCAAGGCUAAAAAUGGAGAAAAUAGCUCAAUCAUUACCAAUUGUAAAUUUUCCCUAGCACUGUGCGCAACCACAGGUACUCGGUGGUUGAGAAAUAGAUGAAUGGCCAAACGCAUAAGAGUGCAAUUAAUGAGUGGAAGAAAUACAUGACGAAGUUUUCAUCAAAAUGUCUAUAGGCACCUAGGAAAGUUAACUCCGUGUUUAUAUCAGGAGAAAUUCAGAAAGAGGCAAAAUUGAUUCACAAUAGCAAGAGAGAUGCACAAUGUCUAGAAACGUGGAAGACAUAAAGACAUUUAAUUAGGUAUUGUGACAGCAGAAUGCAUUUUGAUUCGUUUUACACAAUUGCACCAUAACUUUUCAUUUCUCUGGUUGUACACAAUGUAGCUUUGCACCAUAUGGGCAGUCACACAUGUACUGAGGUCUAUCUCAUUCUACCAUCUUUCCUACCCCCAUGCUCCAGCCUCAACCCUCCCUCUCCUUUGCCCCCUCAAAGUUCCUCCAUCCCCCUCCCCCCCCAUUAUGGAUCAGCAUCCACUUAUCAGACAGAACAUUCAGCCUUUAGUUUUGGGGGAUUGGCUUACUCUGCUUACCAUGAUAUUCUCCAACUCCAUCCAUUUACCUGCAAAUGCCAUGAUUUUAUUCUCUCUUUAAUGUUGAGUUAAUAUUCCAUUGUGUAUAUAUACCACAUUUUCUUUAUCCAUUCAUCUACUGAAGGGCAUCUAGGUUGGCUCCACAGCUUAGCUCUUGUGAAUUGUGCUGCUAUGAACAUGGAUGUGGCUGCGUCCCUGUAGUAUGGGCUGAUUUUCAGUCCUUUGGGUAUAAGCCAAGGAGUGGGAUAGCUGCGUCAAAUGGUGGUUCCAUUGCAACUUUUCUAAUGUUCUUUUUACUUUUUAAAAAUUCGACAUUUCUCAAUUGGACAUAUUUCAGGGUACAGUGUUGGUAAUUUGAUGUCGCUCAACAAAGUGCAAUGAUCAAAUCA
Marmota monax (woodchuck) is the source of this 8058-nucleotide messenger RNA. RefSeq names its product patatin like phospholipase domain containing 4 (gene Pnpla4). The record is from RefSeq and is a predicted model, not a curated record. Gene Ontology annotation, biological process: lipid homeostasis; triglyceride catabolic process. The coding region runs from base 98 to 880 and encodes 260 amino acids. Gene Ontology annotation, cellular component: cytoplasm; lipid droplet; membrane. Gene Ontology annotation, molecular function: retinyl-palmitate esterase activity; triacylglycerol lipase activity. NCBI's taxonomy places the organism in Eukaryota, Metazoa, Chordata, Mammalia, Rodentia, Sciuridae. The transcript is spliced from 7 exons.